Molecule: messenger RNA, 3957 nt
Organism: Lutra lutra (Eurasian river otter)
Lineage: Eukaryota; Metazoa; Chordata; Mammalia; Carnivora; Mustelidae
Gene: RHBDF2
Product: rhomboid 5 homolog 2
Exons: 22
Coding region: 647-3133 (828 amino acids)
Biological process (GO): regulation of epidermal growth factor receptor signaling pathway; regulation of protein secretion
Cellular component (GO): endoplasmic reticulum membrane
Molecular function (GO): serine-type endopeptidase activity
Source: RefSeq, a predicted model, not a curated record
CGGGGCCCCGCCCCCAGGAGCCACCGCCCAGCCGCUGACCCGCGCCGCUCGGAGCUGCGUCCAGGGGACUUGGGGCCUCAGGGAGGCCCCGUCCAUUCAUCAUCUGAUGUCAUCUCUGCUGGAUCCGCGGGUUUGGAGGGACCUCAGCCCAUUUCACAGCAGAGGAAACCAAGGCUCCGAAGUGGUAACUUGGCUGAGAUCUCCUGGCAGCCUUCUUCCACCGUCUGCCUCCUUCCCUCCUUGGGGCAGAACAGCGCCUGCCUGGUGCCCUCUUGCUGCCCCCGAUCCCAAAGGAGACCAAACCGGAGAACUUUCCAUGCAGUGGCCCCAGGGGAGGCUGUUGUCCUGGAGCUGCCCCCAGAGUAGAGGCUGUGCGUACCAAGUGAGCGGCCCCAUUUGGCCUGGAAGCCUCUUACCUUGGCAUCUGUCCACCUUUACACGGAGCUGAAGCUGGACUGACCCCAGAGCAUCUGCAUAGAGUGAGGGAAGGACUAGAACAUGCUCUGAAGACCCCUGCAGCAAGACCUGGGAAGCAGUGAGCUCAGUCCAAACCCAGAAGAAACCCAGGGACAGCUCUUCGGAGAACCACCUGCUCCCCGCACAGCUGUGGACCUCUUGUUUGCGGUCGCCCUGCCCCCAGCCCACCAUGGCCUCCGCUGACAAGAAUGGCGAGAGCGUCUCCUCUGUGUCCAGCAGCCGCCUGCAGAGCCGGAAGCCGCCCAACCUGUCCAUCACCAUCCCACCUCCCGAGAACCCGGCGCCGGGCGAGCAGGCCAGCAUGCUUCCCCAGAGGCCCAGGAACCCAGCCUACGUGAAGAGUGUCAGCCUCCAGGAGCCACGGGGACGAUGGCAGGAGGGCAGCUCAGAGAAGCGCCCUGGCUUCCGCCGCCAGGCCUCCCUGUCCCAGAGCAUUCGCAAGGGCACGGCCCAGUGGUUCGGGGUCAGCGGUGACUGGGAGGCCAAGCGACAGCACUGGCAGCGCCGGAGCCUCCACCACUGCAGCGUGCGCUACGGCCGGCUCAAGCCCUCGUGCCAGCGCGACCUGGAGCUCCCCAGCCAGGAGGUGCCCUCCUUCCAGGGUGCCGAGUCGCCGAAGCCCUGCAGGAUGCCCAAGAUUGUGGAUCCCCUGGCCCGUGGACGGGCGUUCCGUCACCCGGACGAGGUGGAUAGGCCCCAUGCCCCGCACCCACCGCUGACCCCAGGGGUCCUGUCCCUCACCUCCUUCAGCAGCGUCCGCUCCGGCUGUUCCCACCUGCCCCGCCGCAAGAGGAUGUCUGUGGCCCACAUGAGCUUUCAGGCUGCCGCCGCCCUCCUCAAGGGCCGCUCCGUGCUGGAUGCCACGGGCCAGCGGUGCCGCGUGGUCAAACGCAGCUUCGCCUACCCCAGCUUCCUGGAGGAGGACGUGGUGGAUGGCGCAGACACAUUUGACUCCUCAUUUUUUAGUAAGGAGGAAAUGAGCUCCAUGCCCGAUGACGUGUUUGAGUCUCCCCCACUCUCGGCCAGCUACUUCCGGGGCAUCCCACGCUCAGCCUCCCCAGUCUCCCCCGAUGGGGUGCAGACGCCUCUGAAGAAGGAGCAUGGCCGAGGCCUGGUGGACGGGGCCAGGCGCGGCAAGCGCAUCGCGUCCAGGGUGAAGCACUUUGCCUUCGACCGCAAGAAGCGGCACUACGGGCUGGGCGUGGUGGGCAACUGGCUGAACCGGAGCUACCGCCGCAGCAUCAGCAGCACCGUGCAGCGCCAGCUGGAGAGCUUCGACAGUCACCGGCCCUACUUCACCUACUGGCUGACCUUUGUCCACAUCAUCAUCACACUGCUGGUGAUCUGCACGUACGGCAUCGCACCUGUGGGCUUUGCCCAGCACAUCACCACCCAGCUGGUGCUCAGGAACAAAGGUGUGUAUGAGAGCGUGAAGUAUAUCCAGCAGGAGAACUUCUGGAUUGGCCCCAGCUCGAUUGAUUUGAUCCACCUGGGAGCCAAGUUCUCCCCCUGCAUCCGGAAGGACCAGCAGAUCGAGCAGCUGGUGCUUCGGGAGCGAGACCUAGAGCGGGACUCGGGCUGCUGUGUUCAGAACGACCACUCAGGCUGCAUUCAGACCCAGCGGAAGGACUGCUCGGAGACUUUAGCCACUUUUGUCAAGUGGCAGGAUGAUGCCGGGCCCCCCAUGGAUAAGUCUGAUCUGGGCCAGAAGCGGACAUCAGGGGCAGUGUGCCACCAAGACCCCAGAACCUGCGAGGAACCAGCCUCGAGCGGCGCCCACAUCUGGCCCGAUGACAUCACCAAGUGGCCAAUCUGCACCGAGCAGGCCAGGAGUAACCGCACCGGCUUCCUACACAUGGAUUGCCAGAUCAAGGGCCGCCCCUGCUGCAUUGGCACCAAGGGCAGCUGUGAGAUCACCACCCGGGAGUACUGUGAGUUCAUGCAUGGCUAUUUCCACGAAGAGGCAACACUCUGCUCCCAGGUGCACUGCUUGGACAAGGUGUGCGGGCUGCUGCCCUUCCUCAACCCCGAGGUCCCCGAUCAGUUCUACAGGCUCUGGCUGUCUCUGUUCCUCCACGCAGGCGUGGUGCACUGCCUCGUGUCUGUGGUCUUCCAAAUGACCAUCCUGCGGGACCUGGAGAAGCUGGCCGGCUGGCACCGCAUUGCCAUCAUCUUUAUUCUCAGUGGCAUCACCGGCAACCUCGCCAGUGCCAUCUUCCUCCCAUACCGGGCGGAGGUGGGCCCGGCGGGUUCACAGUUUGGCCUCCUCGCCUGCCUCUUCGUGGAGCUCUUCCAGAGCUGGCAGCUGCUGGAGCGGCCCUGGAAGGCCUUCCUCAACCUGUCGGCCGUCGUGCUGUUCCUGUUCAUCUGUGGCCUCCUACCCUGGAUCGACAACAUCGCCCACAUCUUUGGCUUCCUCAGCGGCCUGCUGCUGGCCUUCGCCUUCCUGCCCUACAUCACCUUCGGCACCAGCGACAAGUACCGCAAACGCGCCCUUAUCCUAGUGUCACUGCUGGUCUUUGCCGGCCUCUUUGCCUCUCUCGUCAUCUGGCUCUACGUCUACCCCAUCCACUGGCCCUGGAUCGAGUACCUCACCUGCCUGCCCUUCACCAGCCGCUUCUGCGAGAAGUACGAGCUGGACCAGGUGCUGCACUGACCCCUGAGGGACGGGCUGCCUGUCUGCAGAGCGCCCCAGCCCGCGCCCCAGACACCCGCCACCGGGGGGCCCAGCCCUCCCUCCGCCAGCCACGCCAACUCCACAGGGACAGUCACAGAGGCCGGGUCCUCCAGGGAGGGCGGCCCCCCUUCCUCAGUCUGGGGAACACCCUGAUCACGUGCUCCUCUGCUGCUCCCCGGCUGGCAGGACCCUUGCCCCAACUUGGGCUUCUCUCCAUCCCAAGGUCCUGGGCUUUGCCCAUCUCCUCCCUCAGCCCCUACUGGUGCUGGCCCCUCCACCACACACAUGCACACACAAUUACCGUGCAUGUGCCCUCACUGGGACGUGGCCAGGGUUCCCACCAGGUUCCCGCCCCUGCCUCACCCCUCCCUGCCCUAUGAGCCCAUGUCCCUCAUUCAGCAGUGGCCCAGCGAGCCCGCCCUUCAUGCUCCUGGACCAGAUGUGUGGGACGGGCUCUGCCGUGGUCUGGGGCAGAGGCCGAGCACGGAGACACAGCGAGGCUGGGAAGCUGAGAGCCUCUGCUUGCUGGUGGUGAAGAGAGGCCGUCCUCCCUCUGUCGUGGGCCUCCAUUGGAGUCAGUGUUCUGCCCUGUGGGCUGGCUCUGAGAAGGCCAGCCCUACCCCUCUCUGCCUCACUCCUGCCCAAGUCGGGGCAGGGGCCGGGCCACCUCAAGGACCUGCUCCCAGGGUUGCCCAAGGCUCAGUCAGGCCCUUUUUUACUGGUUUAUAUUAUGGUUCUAAUUUUUAAAAGUAACGCUAACUUUAUAUGGAUGAAGACUCAAAUGUAGUAAAUGAUAGUCUCUA